AUGUCGGCCCCUACAGCCUCAGCUCCCUCCUCCUGCAAGGUGGUUCUGGCCAAGAACGUCUCUAAUGGCCUGCUCAAGGAAGUCCAGGAAGGCGUCAAGACUCUCGACAAGCCGCCGCACCUGGUUGGUUUCUUGGCUAACAAUGACCCUGCGGCUUUGAUGUAUGCGCAAUGGACGAAAAAGACCUGCGAGGAAAACGGCUUCAAGUAUUCCCUCCGCGAAGUCUCUCGCGACGACAUCGAAGGCGCUAUCCUCUCUGCCAACACCGACGAUGAGGUCGACGGCAUCAUCGUCUACUACCCGAUCUUCAACAACCGCCAGGAUCAAUACUUGCAGCAAAUAGUCGAUGUCUCCAAAGAUGUCGAGGGUCUCAGCCACCGCUACAUCUUCAACAUGUACCAGAACAUCCGUUUCCUGGACCCCGAGACCAAGCGCCAAAAGUGCAUCCUGCCUUGUACCCCGCUGGCUACUGUCAAGAUCCUCGAGUACCUUAAUAUCUACAACACCGUUCUGCCCUCCGGCAACCGUUUGUUCGGUCACACUAUUUGCGUUGUGAACCGGUCCGAGGUUGUUGGCCGUCCGUUGGCCGCGCUACUGGCUAACGACGGCGCCUGUGUUUACAGUGUUGAUAUCACUGGCGUUCAAAAAUUCACUCGUGGUGAAGGGCUCAAGAAGCAUCGCCAUGAAAUUCAUGAGAUGGAGGGUGCUACGUUGAAGGAUGUUGCGCCGCUUUGUGAUGUUGUUAUCUCGGGCGUUCCGGGUGAGAAGUACAAGUUUGAUACUAGCCUGCUCCGUGACGGUGCUGUUUGUGUCAAUUUCUCGAGCGAGAAGAACUUUGGGCCCGAGGUGAAGGAGAAGGCCUCCAUCUUCGUUCCCUCCAUUGGCAAGGUUACCAUUGUUUGCCUGCUUCGUAACCUGCUGCGACUCAAUCAGAACCGCCGCCUCGACGAUAUCAAGCCUGCCGCGGCUACUGAACGCCCUGGCACUAUCGAAGCUUAA
This is a messenger RNA of Penicillium maclennaniae, 999 nucleotides long. RefSeq names its product methylenetetrahydrofolate dehydrogenase (NAD(+)). Gene Ontology annotation, molecular function: methylenetetrahydrofolate dehydrogenase (NAD+) activity; methylenetetrahydrofolate dehydrogenase (NADP+) activity. Gene Ontology annotation, cellular component: cytosol. The coding region runs from base 1 to 999 and encodes 332 amino acids. NCBI's taxonomy places the organism in Eukaryota, Fungi, Ascomycota, Eurotiomycetes, Eurotiales, Aspergillaceae. The record is from RefSeq and is a predicted model, not a curated record. Gene Ontology annotation, biological process: purine nucleobase biosynthetic process. The transcript is spliced from 4 exons.